Messenger RNA from Protobothrops mucrosquamatus (brown spotted pit viper), 1590 nucleotides. Its product is annotated as zinc finger protein 84-like. Lineage: Eukaryota; Metazoa; Chordata; Lepidosauria; Squamata; Viperidae. The record is from RefSeq and is a predicted model, not a curated record. The transcript has a single exon. The coding region runs from base 74 to 1390 and encodes 438 amino acids.
AGAGGAUUCACAGCAGGGAGAAAACCUAUGACUGUACUGAUUGUGUAAAUGUUUCAUUAGAAAUUCCCAUGUCAUGAGACACCAGAGGAUUCACACAGGAGAGAAACCUUUUGAAUGUCCUGAUUGUGGGGAACGUUUCAGUCAGAUGUCCACCCUGGUGAAACACCAGAGGACUCACACAGGAGAGAAACCCUUUGAAUGUCCUGAUUGUGGGAAAGGUUUCAGUCAGAAGUCCAGCCUUGUGAAACACCAGAGGAUUCACACAGGAGAGAAACCCUUUGAAUGUCCUGAUUGUGGGAAAAGGUUCAAUGACAAGUCCAGCCUUGUUACACACCAGAGGAUUCACACAGGAGAGAAACCCUUUGAAUGUCCUAUCUGUGGGAAAGGUUUCAGUGACAAAUCCAACCUGGUGACACACCAGAGGACUCACACAGGAGAGAAACCCUUUGAAUGUCCUGAUUGUGGGAAAAGUUUCAAUUGCAAGUCCAAACUGGUGAUACACCAGAGGACUCACACAGGAGAGAAACCCUUUGAAUGUCAUAUCUGUGGGAAUGUUUUCUGUCACAAGAGCAGCCUGGUGACACACCAGAGGAUUCACACAGGAGAGAAACCCUUUGAAUGUCCUAUCUGUGGAAAAAGUUUCAGUGAGAAUUCCCACCUAGUGUCACACCAGAGGACUCACAUAGGAGAGAAACCCUUUGAAUGUACUGAUUGUGGAAAAGGUUUCAAUCACAAGUCCAACCUGGUAUCACACCAGAGGACUCACACAGGAGAGAAACCUUUUGAAUGUCCAGAUUGUGGGAAAGGUUUCUAUCACAAGUGGUACUUGGUGACACACCAGAGGAUUCACACAGGAGAGAAACUCUUUGAAUGUCCUAUCUGUGGAAAAAGUUUCAGUGAGAAUUCCCAGCUGGUGAUACACCAGAGGACUCACACAGGAGAGAAACCCUUUGAAUGUCCUGAUUGUGGGAAAAGCUUCAGUCAAAAGUCCAACCUGGUGACACACCAGAGGACUCACACAGGAGAGAAACACUUUGAAUGUCCUGAUUGUGGGAAAAGUUUCAGUCAGAAUUCCAGCCUUGUGACACACCAGAGGACUCACACAGGAGAGAAACCCUUUGAAUGUCCUGAUUGUGGGAAAGGUUUCAGUCAGAAGUCCAGCCUUGUGAAACACCAAAGGACUCACAAAGGAGAGAAACCCUUUGAAUGUCCUGAUUGUGGGAAAAGUUUCAGUCAGAAUUCCCAGCUGGUGACACACCAAAGGACUCACACAGGGGAGAAACCCUUUGAAUGUCCUGAUUGUGGGAAAAGUUUUAGUGAGAUUUCCAGCCUUGUGAAACACCAGAGGACUCACAAAAAGGGAGAAAUCUUUCAACUGUCCAGUCUGUGAACGUUACUUCACUCAUAAAUCAUCCCUUAUUGCACACAAGGAAAUCCACAUGAGGCAAAAGUUGAAGAAUUUAGAAAAGGCUUGAAAUUAAUUUGUGAUCUCCCAUUGAAACUGUAGAUGAGAAAUUGACUAUUUGAAUUGUGGUCCGAAUCUGUUUACUUAAACGUGUCUCAGGACUAGACUUGUAAAUGGAGAGAAAA